AUGCUGUUGGCGAGCGCGUUCGCCGCGUCGACAACGCUCGGAGGCGCUCAAAACGCGCUCGCAGCGGUGGAUGUCGGCUCAAAGGCGCCGGAGUUUACGCUGCCGGGCACUGCUGGCGACUCUGUGACGCUUUCGGACGCAUUGAAGGCUAACGACUACGUCGUCCUAUACUUUUACAACCAAGAUGGCUCGCCUGGUUGUAGCAUCGAAGCGCAGCGCUUUGAAAGCGCGAUCCCGCAAUUCACCGCCAAGAAGGCGCGCGUACUGGGUGUCUCCAUGGACUCUCUCGAGAAGCACGAAGAGUUUUGCGAUUCCAAGGGGCUCAAAUCGUUCACCCUGUUGAGCGAUAACGACGGCCGAGUCAGCGAGGCGUACGGAGCGGAUUUGAAGAUUCCCAUUUUCGGUCGAUUCAGCGAUCGCCAAACGUUCUUGAUCAAGAAUGACGGCACGAUCGUCAACCACUGGCUCGAGCGCGAUUCGUCGAUGGCGUCGGUGAAGACGACUGCACACGUCGACCAAAUUCUCGCCGCCAUCGAAGCCGCGUAA
This is a messenger RNA of Ostreococcus lucimarinus CCE9901, 546 nucleotides long. RefSeq lists its product with no specific name. Gene Ontology annotation, biological process: cellular response to oxidative stress; cell redox homeostasis. NCBI's taxonomy places the organism in Eukaryota, Viridiplantae, Chlorophyta, Mamiellophyceae, Mamiellales, Bathycoccaceae. The transcript has a single exon. Bases 1 to 546 code for a protein of 181 amino acids. Gene Ontology annotation, molecular function: thioredoxin peroxidase activity. The record is from RefSeq and is a predicted model, not a curated record. Gene Ontology annotation, cellular component: cytoplasm.